Molecule: messenger RNA, 1270 nt
Organism: Leptinotarsa decemlineata (Colorado potato beetle)
Lineage: Eukaryota; Metazoa; Arthropoda; Insecta; Coleoptera; Chrysomelidae
Product: 3'(2'),5'-bisphosphate nucleotidase 1
Biological process (GO): phosphatidylinositol phosphate biosynthetic process
Molecular function (GO): 3'(2'),5'-bisphosphate nucleotidase activity
Source: RefSeq, a predicted model, not a curated record
AUUUUGCCGUCUUAAUCAGUAAAAAAGUAGGUCAAACGUCAAGUCAAAAUCCCGUUUCAAAUCUUUCAAUAAAUGUAAUUAUUUUUGUUCCUCUUGAAUGCUUCGUUUGUUCUUGAAUUCCGUAUCUAAACUAAGCGAAAUCAACCAAACAAGGUUACAAAGGUUUUUUGUAUAUGGUACAAUCAGAUUUCAUUUUUCCCAUAUUGACAUCUGAAUUAUUUUCAUUUGUGUUUUAACAUCUUUGCUGAACAUAUCCUUAAAAAUGGCUCAAAGUGCGCCUCUAAUUCUGCGGCUGUUGGCUUCCUCAGUAACUGCUGCUACACGAGCCGGAAAAAUAAUUAAAGAUGUUAUGACCAAGGGUGAACUAGGCAUUGUAGAGAAGGGAUUAGAGAAAAAUGAUGUUCAGACAGAAGCAGACCGAUCGGCGCAACGAUGCAUAGUUGCAUCUCUAUCGAAGCAAUUUCCUGAUGUCACCAUUAUAGGAGAAGAGGGACAACUCAGUGAAUCUGACGUACCAAGUGACUGGAUUGUGACAGAGAGUGAUCAGUCUGUUCUCUCUGCGAAUUGUCCCCCUUCGUUUGUCAACACUGUUCCUGAAGACAUUGUUGUAUGGGUAGAUCCCCUUGAUGGAACUUCUGAAUAUACAGAGGGACUCCUAGAUCAUGUGACGGUGCUCAUUGGAGUAGCUGUCAGUGGUAGGGCAGUGGGAGGAGUUAUCCAUCAACCCUAUUACAACUACAAAACGGUUCCUGAUACUCCAGGAAGGACUCUGUGGGGUCUAGUAGGCGCUGGAGUCGGCGGAUUUAAUCCCAUCGACCCUCCACAAGAUAAAUUCAUCAUCACAACUUCAAGAUCGCACCGAGACGGUAUGGUGUCGAAUGCCUUGAAGUCUCUGAACCCUGAUGACGUUAUUAGCGUCGGUGGUGCAGGACAUAAGGUUUUGGUUGUUUUGGAAGGUAGAGCUCAUGCUUAUGUUUACGCAAGUCGAGGGUGCAAAAAAUGGGACACUUGCGCACCUGAGGCUAUUUUAGAAGCUUCUGGAGGGCGGUUGACAGAUAUUCACGGCAAACACUACAGUUACGACAAGAAUGUGUCAUUCCCUGAUAACCAAGGUAUUUUUGCUACCGCCAGGACUGUUGAUCAUGAUGCUUUGGUAUCGAAACUUCCUCAGGAAAUAAAGGAUGCGUUUCCAUACUAAUUUAUAAGUGCAAAAAGCUAUAUUUGUGUGUAAUUUUAUUUUGUACAGAAAUAAACAUUUUAUUUUACUUCA